Messenger RNA from Dichomitus squalens LYAD-421 SS1, 624 nucleotides. RefSeq lists its product as uncharacterized. NCBI's taxonomy places the organism in Eukaryota, Fungi, Basidiomycota, Agaricomycetes, Polyporales, Polyporaceae. The transcript is spliced from 3 exons. The record is from RefSeq and is a predicted model, not a curated record. Bases 1 to 624 code for a protein of 207 amino acids.
AUGUCAUCAGCCCAGUCAAAGAUCCAAACCGAUUCCUGGGGCUCACCAGCAGCGACAUCAAUCCAAGGGCGUGUGAAUCCUGCAUCAGAUCACAUAAGAGAUGACUGGGACGAUGACCAAGAUGAGCUAGGAGAGGUGGAAGAUCCACAGAAGGUCUGGGAGGAAGCAAAUAAACGCGCCAGGAUGCCGGAGCUCGUCAUAGCGGGAUCCAGUACAAGUGGGCCUUCAGUCACGUCUCCGCCACCUGCGGCCUUUCAACCAGUCCUCCGCAUACUCAAACGACCCAUCGCGACUCCAUCCCCUUCAUCUCCUCCGUCCUCAGUUUCCGCUUCGAGCAGCCCCUCGUCAAACGCUCCCUCGGGUACCUACGCGGAGCGCGAAGCACGUUAUCAGGCCGCGCGCGAUCGCAUCUUCGGGGACAGCAGUCCGUCCUCAGAUACGCCGGGCGAAUCAGGCUUGCAACCGCCUCAGGCCCUCAAGAAGAGCCCACCACCUGUUGAGAUCACUCGAGAACCCAAAGGUCUACCGAUUACACAGGCAGGAGCGGAUGGGAGAGGGCAGGGUGGUGAUAUCAGAGGGUUCGGCAGCAGGCGAGGGAAACGGAAAGGAGCUGGACAACCCUAG